UUGUCAUAAUAAGAUUUACGGUCUUAUUUGCAUUCAUUCUUGUAAUAUAUGUGUUUAUUUUUCUAUGUUGUAGAAUUUAUUUAUUGUUAGUAUAAAACGAAAAGAUUAUUGAGAUCAGAGAAUGUUAACGAAGUUUGAGACAAAGUCCGCAAGGGUGAAAGGGCUUUCCUUUCACCCGAAACGUCCAUGGGUUCUUGCUUCUCUGCACAGUGGUGUAAUUCAACUGUGGGACUACCGUAUGUGCACAUUGAUCGAUAAAUUUGAAGAGCAUGAUGGCCCUGUUCGUGGUGUGUGUUUUCAUAACCAACAGCCUUUGUUUGUAUCUGGCGGAGAUGACUAUAAAAUCAAGGUUUGGAAUUACAAGCUUAAAAGAUGUCUGUUCACUCUGCUUGGUCAUCUUGAUUACAUUCGUACGACAAUGUUUCAUCAUGAUUAUCCAUGGAUUCUUAGUGCUUCAGAUGAUCAGACAAUUCGUCUAUGGAACUGGCAAUCUCGUACAUGCGUCGCUGUACUGACUGGACACAAUCAUUAUGUCAUGUCCGCUAAUUUUCAUCCGAAAGAAGAUCUUGUGGUAUCUGCGUCUUUGGAUCAAACCAUUCGUGUGUGGGAUAUUGCUGGUUUGAGAAAAAAAAACCUGUCGCCAGGUUCUGAGGAGACCAGGAAUUCUGGGACAGGUCCAACUUCGAUCGAACUUUUUGGCACAACUGAUGUUGUGGUCAAGCAUGUUUUGGAGGGUCAUGAUAGAGGUGUGAAUUGGGCGUGUUUCCACCCAACAAUGCCAUUGGUCGUCUCUGCUGCUGAUGACAGACUGGUUAAAUUAUGGAGAAUGAAUGAAUCGAAAGCCUGGGAGGUUGACUCUUGUCGAGGUCAUUACAACAAUGUGUCAUGCUGUUCAUUUCAUCCAAAAAUCGAACUCAUCUUGAGUGCUUCGGAAGACAAGUCUAUUCGAGUAUGGGAUAUGAGCAAGAGAACUGGAGUGCAAUCAUUCAGACGUGACCAUGACAGAUUUUGGAUUCUGACUUGUCAUCCCACACUCAAUCUGUUUGCAGCUGGCCACGAUGGAGGCAUGGUCAUUUUCAAACUGGAUCGUGAGAGACCAGCGUUCGCCACAAACCAAAACAUUCUCUAUUACGUGAAGGACAAAUACCUUCGCGGAUUGGAUUUCACGACUAGCAAGGACACAGCGGUCAUGCAAUUGAGAGGGGGAAGCAAGGUGAACCCGUAUUCCCUGUCAUACAACCCUGCCGAAAAUGCAGUUCUUGUAACAUCACGACCAUCUAAUGUUGAGAACUCUACUUAUGAUCUUUAUCAGAUCCCUAAGAAUAGCGACUCAUCUAGCCCUGAUGCACCUGAAGGAAAACGUUCAUCCGGUCUCACUGCUGUAUGGGUGGCAAGAAAUCGAUUUGCUGUGUUAGAUAGGACCCAUACAAUUGUCAUCAAGAAUUUGAAGAACGAAAUAACCAAGAAAAUCCAAGUUCCAGGAGUUGACGAGAUUUUCUACGCUGGUACAGGAUCUCUUUUACUAAGAACAGCAGAUGGGAUCACCCUUUAUGAUGUACAACAGAAAAGGGCCCUAGCGUCAGUGAAGAUUCAAAAAGUGAAGUUGGUGGUUUGGUCUGGUGACAUGUCCCAUGUAGCACUCCUCGCAAAACAUAACAUCGCUAUUUGUAAUCGCAAGCUCGAAUCAUCAGCAACUGUACAUGAGAAUGUGAGAGUCAAAUCUGGAGCAUGGGACGAAAGUGGGGUCUUCAUCUACACGACUUCAAAUCAUAUUAAAUAUGCUCUUCUUAAUGGUGAUAAUGGAAUCAUUCGUACUCUCGACUUACCGAUUUACAUCACUCGUGUUCGUGGAACAAGUGUGUUUUGCUUGGACAGAGAGACCAGACCAAGAGUACUUGGUAUCGAUCCUACAGAAUAUCGCUUCAAACAGGCAUUGGUUAACAGAAAAUAUGACGAAGUGUUGAACAUGGUUAGAAACGCAAAACUGGUCGGUCAAUCGAUCAUCGCGUACUUGCAACAAAAAGGAUAUCCUGAAGUUGCGUUACAUUUCGUUAAAGAUGAGAAAACCAGAUUUACUUUGGCGCUGGAGUGUGGUGAUAUCGAGGUUGCUCUUGCUGCUGCAAAAGCUCUCGAUGACAAGCAAUGUUGGGAAGCUCUUGGUGAAGUCGCUCUUGCUCAAGGGAACCAUCAGGUCGUGGAAAUGGCUUAUCAGAGAACCAAGAAUUUCGACAAGCUUUCUUUUCUUUACUUGCUCACUGGAAACUUGGAGAAAUUGAGAAAAAUGAUGAAAAUUGCUGAAAUUCGCAAAGAUACAUCUGGGCAUUACCAGGCUGCAUUGUAUCUUGGAGAUGUGUCCGAGCGUGUGAAAAUCCUACGCUCGUGUGGACAAACUCCGCUAGCAUAUCUGACCGCUGCCACUCAUGGAAUGAAGGAGGAAGCUGAACAACUCAAAGAGCAAUUUGAGGAUGAUCAGAGAGUGCCUGAAAUUCCAACCAAUGCUGAGUUACUUCAACCACCUCCACCUAUCUCUCAAUUUGAGGAGAAUUGGCCAUUGCUAACUGUCAGCAAAGGAUUCUUUGAGGGAUCAAUGGCUGGUCACGGUAAAACAGGAGCAUUGGCAGCUGAUAUGGAUGCUGACAUUGAUACUGGUGGAUGGGGUGAUGAUGCUGAUAUUAUUCUGGAUGAGGAUGGUGCAAUCGUAGAAGAUUAUGGUGAUGCUUUAGAUGGAGAUGAAGAUGGUGGUGGAGAGGGUGGAGGAGGAGGUUGGGAUGUUGAUGAUGAUGACCUGGAGCUUCCUGCUGAUCUAGAGUUGCCAGAUAUUCCUGCUUCUGAAGGAGGAGAAGGAUAUUUUGUUCCUCCAACUAAAGGAACUUCUCAAGCUCAAGUUUGGUGUAAUAAUUCUCAACUUCCCGUUGACCAUAUCUUGGCUGGUUCUUUCGAUACUGCUUUCAGGCUUUUGCACGACCAAGUUGGAGUUGUAAAUUUUGAACCAUACAAGACCCUCUUUAUGCGAACCUAUGCUCGUUCUCGUUCCACAUACAUCGGCAUUCCUUCCAUCCCAUCCGUGUUUAGUUAUCCUCACAGAAAUUGGCGAGAAGCAGGGGGAAAGGCUGGACUGCCUCUCAAUGGAACAAAACUUGCGGAUUUAGCGAGUUGGUUACAAGAUGCCUAUAAAUUGACAACCGCGGGAAAAUUUGAAGAAGCCAUCAAGAAGUUCAGAUAUAUUUUGCUUUCUGUUCCAUUGUUAGUUGUUGACAACAAACAGGAGAUAAGUGAGGCUCAACAACUGAUCACCAUUUGUCGAGAAUAUAUUGUUGGUUUAACCAUGGAACAACGAAGAAAAGAGCUCCCAAAAGAAAGCUUAGAUGAGCAGAAAAGAAAUUGUGAAAUGGCUGCGUAUCUCACACAUUGUCAAUGGCAACCAGUACAUCUAAUGUUAGCUCUGAGAACAGCUCAGAAUCUGUUCUUUAAAUUAAAGAAUUAUAAGACUGCUGCUGGAUUUGCAAGAAGACUGCUCGAGCUUGGCCCCAAGCCUCAGAUUGCUGCGCAGACUAGGAAAAUCAUUGCUGCUUGCGAUAAAAAUCCACGGGAUACUCAUGAGUUGAGAUACGAUGCUCAUAAUCCUUUCGAUAUUUGCGGUGCUUCAUACCUUCCAAUUUACAGGGGGAAACCAGUCGAAAAGUGUCCUCUCAGUGGAACUUGCUACCAAUCACAAUUCAAAGGAGAAGUUUGUCGUGUGACUCUAUGUACAGAAAUCGGAAAAGACUGUGUCGGACUGCGAGUUAGCGCUAUACAGUUCCGCUGACCAACUCUUUACCACUAAAUGCUUUAUAGUGCCCAUAUUUAACAAUAAUCGAUUUAUGCUCAACGGGGUGUGAGCCAAAGAAGACAGUUGGGUCUUAUAUUGUUUGUCUUAUUUGCUGUUCAAACAUGCUGAAGUAACAAUGCUUCCUUCCAAUCUGAAUGCAAGAUAGGAAAUUUCUGAUGUGUUAACUAUUAAUGCUUCUUAUAGUUCAUUAUGUGAUAAAGUGCAAAAUAUACUGGUAUAUAAAAGAAUAUAAUCUUGUGUCAUUGA
Messenger RNA from Styela clava, 4075 nucleotides. Its product is annotated as coatomer subunit alpha-like. Gene Ontology annotation, biological process: intra-Golgi vesicle-mediated transport; intracellular protein transport; endoplasmic reticulum to Golgi vesicle-mediated transport. Gene Ontology annotation, molecular function: structural molecule activity; protein binding. Gene Ontology annotation, cellular component: COPI vesicle coat. Lineage: Eukaryota; Metazoa; Chordata; Ascidiacea; Stolidobranchia; Styelidae. The record is from RefSeq and is a predicted model, not a curated record.